AUGGGGGAAAAAAAAAUUGCUGCUUCUCUUUCCCCCAGUUCCAAGCGGGACGCCUAUGAUCGCGUUUAUUUUGCACGCGUAUUAGUGCAGCAGGCGCUUGGGUGGAGGAGAUGUGCGACAGGCCUCGACUUGUCUGUACUCUAUCGUUUACCGGCGCAAAGCCUACCUGCAAACGAGCUAGCGACCUUGCUUUAUGUAACCUCGGCACAGGAGCCCAAGUAUGCCAUUGCCCAAACACAAUGCUACUGGUUCGCCACAACUGUGUUUGACGCUCUCAAGAUGCUAUACAAGGGUUCCGAGCAAGAUCCCAUGCCCCAUCUGGGGGGUACAAUCUGUGGGGUACCGGUUGAUUUCAAGGCAAGCAGGGAAGAGAAAAAGGAACAGAGGCAGCGAGAACGUGAACAACGCCAGGCCGUGGAGGAAGCCAUGAAAAGGGCGGAGGAGGAAAGGCGUGCAGCUGAGGAAGGAGCACAGGCAGCAGAGGAGGAAAGGUAGAAAGAAUGCCAGGCCACAGAGGAAGCUGCAAAAUGGGAACGAGCAAUGUGAUCUGGCCGAGGAAAGGGCAUGGGCAGCGGAAGAAACAAAUGCGAAGUUUUCCAGUUCUUG
Messenger RNA from Pisolithus orientalis, 606 nucleotides. RefSeq lists its product as uncharacterized. The transcript is spliced from 2 exons. Lineage: Eukaryota; Fungi; Basidiomycota; Agaricomycetes; Boletales; Pisolithaceae. The record is from RefSeq and is a predicted model, not a curated record. Bases 1 to 495 code for a protein of 164 amino acids.